AUGGAGGUCGAUGAUGGCAAAGGCCGACGUCUGUUCGAAGACAUCCCCAUAGCUUUGCCGGAUAUACCCUCCAACUCUACAAGGCAUUUACGGAGGGAGGGCAAUGUGGUGACAGUUAUAUGGACUCCGACACAUGACGACAACAAGUGGAAGAAGAUCGCCAAAGAAAGGGCACAACAGGCCACUGGGUCGAAGGCCCGACCACCAACACAAAGACCAGGGAUGAGAUCUACAAUGCUCAACGCCGCACAGGCCAAACGAGGGCCCACUAGAAGCCUACCAGAAAAGGUCGGAGUGCAUUCUAAAAGAGUGGACACAGCGUUACCGUACCAGGCAGACAUACCGGGCGGCUCUACGAUAGACUAA
Exophiala aquamarina CBS 119918 is the source of this 366-nucleotide messenger RNA. RefSeq lists its product as uncharacterized. The transcript has a single exon. The record is from RefSeq and is a predicted model, not a curated record. NCBI's taxonomy places the organism in Eukaryota, Fungi, Ascomycota, Eurotiomycetes, Chaetothyriales, Herpotrichiellaceae. Bases 1 to 366 code for a protein of 121 amino acids.